AUGAUUUUACCAACCAACAACAACAAGAUUCGUAGGCAGACCGUGAUAGAUACCGCUUGGGAGAAGGCAUUCUUGCAAUUAGACAUCAAAAUUCACUAUGAACUUGAAGAUCAGGCGGAAUUCGUUCAAAAUUGCCUUCGCAAAGAUUCAUCUCUCACAGAAUCCGAAAGGAAUUAUUUGAUCAAGAAACUUCAGGAAAAUGUUGACGACGUCUCCGUCAAGCUAGACAUAGGUUACACCCGCGUAUGCGAAAAUUGUCUCGAAUUGACUCAUGCCUACGAUUAUUGCGAACAUUGUAUUCGCGCAUACCUGGAAAGCGAUUUUGGAAAUUGGACGUCUGGCGAUGAUACCAUCGAUGAUCUAAUAAGGAAGUGUCAGAGCAAUCCUAUUAACCCAUCAAAUAUCAUAGAGAAUUUUCAAUGCGUGGAAUAUAAUACAAAAGCAGACAGUUUAAAUGAGAUUCACUCGGUAGACUUGGUUCAUCGAGAUUUGCACCCCGGAAACGUAUUGUUGCACAAACGAUCCAUGGUUUGGUAUAUAAGCGAUCUAGGUUUUUGUGGUCCCAUCGACAAACCUACCGACUGCAUUUAUGGGAACCUUCCGUACAUUGCUCCGGAAGUAAUAAAGAAAAAGAAAUACACAGCCAAGGCUGAUAUGUAUAGUCUUGGUAUGAUCAUGUGGCAAUUAUCAUCCGGAAGGCCGCCAUUUCACAACAGGCUACACGAUACGGAUCUUGCUUUCGACAUUAUAAAUGGAAAAAGACCAAAAAUUGUAAAGGGGACCCCUCCAGAAUAUGUUGCUAUAAUGAGACAGUGUUGGAACGCACAUCCAGAAAAGAGGCCUGAUACAGUAAAGAUCCUGAAGAAGAUGAAUAAGAUUUACAUGAAAUUGUAUAACAUUGAACUUGACAAUGGACAAAAAAGCCAUUUGUCCAUUCCGGCCAAAGUGAAAGAUCUCUUCAUCAAACUUUUUAGGACCUCAAAAAAUUUACCUGCUGAAGUGGAAAUUCCUACAGACUUGAGCGCAAAACCAAAUCAUGAGAUUGUAGGGUUUAUUCCAGCUGUUUCCAGCUCGGAAUUUUGCACUAGCCAGUUGCACCAUUUCAAGGAUUUGCCCGAACCUAAAAACAUGAUUCCAGAUGAAGAAGGAAUCGAAGAGGAAAGUGAAGAUACGGUUCAAUAUUAUUUGGAAAUUACUGAAGGCAUGGAAAAUCAACUUGAAAAUGAAAAGGCUGCAAAUGAAGGGGUCCUUAAUUUUUGA
This is a messenger RNA of Acaulospora colombiana, 1260 nucleotides long. NCBI's taxonomy places the organism in Eukaryota, Fungi, Glomeromycota, Glomeromycetes, Diversisporales, Acaulosporaceae. The record is from the annotation of a GenBank genome assembly.